Penicillium canescens is the source of this 336-nucleotide messenger RNA. RefSeq lists its product as uncharacterized. The transcript has a single exon. NCBI's taxonomy places the organism in Eukaryota, Fungi, Ascomycota, Eurotiomycetes, Eurotiales, Aspergillaceae. The record is from RefSeq and is a predicted model, not a curated record. The coding region runs from base 1 to 336 and encodes 111 amino acids.
AUGAAGCAUCCUUUAUUUUCACCUGCUGUGAACGAAAUACAGAACAGAAAGCUACCUAGAAAGGUUUUUGCGGACGUGGUCGAAGCGCUCACAGCAGCUGCCUACGAAUGUGGUGGAAUAUCGCUCUCCCAGCAGCUUCUUGGCAUAUUUCUCCCGGAACUUUCGAACAUUUCAGCCGAAGCACAACACACGCGAAAGCAAGACCACAAGUUUCCGGACCAUUUAGAAGAGAAGAUUGACCUAUUGCUUGCCUUCAAGUUCCAGGACCGGACACUGAUUUGGGAAGCACUCACCCACCCAUCAUGGCAAAGAGACGACACAACUGGGUCUUAUUAG